Verticillium dahliae VdLs.17 is the source of this 1779-nucleotide messenger RNA. RefSeq lists its product as uncharacterized. Gene Ontology annotation, cellular component: nucleolus. The transcript has 3 exons. Bases 1 to 1779 code for a protein of 592 amino acids. Lineage: Eukaryota; Fungi; Ascomycota; Sordariomycetes; Glomerellales; Plectosphaerellaceae. Gene Ontology annotation, molecular function: RNA binding; DNA binding. Gene Ontology annotation, biological process: ribosomal small subunit biogenesis; ribosomal large subunit biogenesis. The record is from RefSeq and is a predicted model, not a curated record.
AUGACGGAUUCGUCGCUGCAGGAUCGCUUGCGCGACCAUGCAAAGGCCUUUGACGGCUUGCUGUCGCUGAUCCCGGCCAAGAUGUACUAUGGGGAGGAUACCUCUCCCCAGGACCAGUGGAACCGCAAAAAGCAGACCAAGGCCGAGGCAAAGGCCGCCCGCAUGGGCAAGCUCGACCCCGACAGCGACCGCAACCGCAACGCAAAGGACGUCAUGGAGGAGCGCGCCAAGAACAAGCGCAAGCUGCAGGAGAUGGAGGACGCCGAGCAGGCGGCGCAGCCCAAGCCGGCGCCCGCCGCGGCGGAGCAGGCGGAGGACAAGGAGCCGAGCACCGCGCAGCAGGAUGUAGAAAACGACAACGACGCCCCCGGCGUCGUGCAGGAGACGCCCGGCCAGGGCCUCAGGAGACGGGACCUCAUUGCGAAUAAGAAGCUCAAGAUCGACCGCGACUUUGAGCAGGAUACCCUCGUUGGCGUCAGCGAUGCCAACCCUGCCGACAUGACGCAGGAUCAGCUCAUGAAGCUCGCCAAGCGCGACGGCCAAAGGGCGGACCGCAAGGCCAAGCAGGCGCGGCAGGCGGAGAAGAAGGCGAAGAAGCUGGCUGCUAAGGAGGCUGCUUCUGCUACUGCCAGCCAAAAGGUGAAGGAGGAGCCGGUCGAGGCCAGCGAGCCAGUCAAGGCCAGCGAGCCAGCCAAGGCCGACACGAAGGCCACCGGGGCGAAAAAGGCAAAGGAGCAAAAGCCCACAAGCAAGACAGCCGCCAACCCCCCGUCGGACGACGGCUACGAGACGGUCGACUCGGAGGCUGAGGCUGAGACUGGCAAGCCCAGCCUCGACAUUGCCGGCCUCGAAGAGAAGCCUGCAUCCACAGCAUCCAGCCAACGCUCACCCUCGCACUCGCCCGUGUUCGACGAAGCCGCGGCACCAGCCUCGGGCAGCGCGGCCACGUCGGUCGACGUGCCCCCGUCAGACAAGCCCAAGCAGCUCAAGAUCCCACAGGACACAUCGGCGCUCAAGGCGCGUCUGGCAGCGCGCAUAGCGGAACUCCAGGCGGCGCGCAAGGCCAUCGGGCCGGACGGCAAGCCGAUCCGCACACGGCAGGAGCUCAUCGAGGCGCAGCGGGCGCGGCAGGCGCAGCGCAAAGCGCACAAGCAGGAGCAGCGGCGGCAGGCGCGGCUCGAGGAGGAGAGGCAGCGCGACGAGGCGCUCGCGUCCAACUCGCCGUCCAUCAUGUCGCCGGCGCUCGACCACCUGCUCGGCGACGGCGCCGCCGAGCCGCCGACCGACUACACGUUUGGCCGCGUCGCCUUUGACGACGGCACGCGUAUGUCGCGCGACCUGACGCACGUCCUCGGCACGCGCAAGAAGAAGGGGCCCUCGGACCCCAAGACGGCGCUCCUGCGGCUGCAGAACCAGAAGAAGAAGCACGCGGCCCUCGACGACGCGCGGCGCGACGACAUUGCCGACAAGGAGACGUGGCUGACGGCGCGCCGCCGCGCCGAGGGCGACAAGAUCCGCGACGACGAGGCGACGCUCAAGAAGACGAUCAAGCGCAAGGACAAGCAGAAGCGCAAGAGCGAGAAGGAGUGGAAGGACCGCACAGAGGGCGUCGCCCACGCCAAGGCCGAGAAGCAGAAGAAGCGCGAGGCCAACCUCAAGAAGCGCAAGGACGACAAGAAGCUCGGCAAGGCCGGCCGCAAGGCCGUCGGCGCCGCCGCCAAGAAGAAGGGCCGCCCCGGCUUCGAGGGCGGCUCCUUUGGCGGCAAGAAGAAGAAAUGA